Molecule: messenger RNA, 1122 nt
Organism: Pestalotiopsis fici W106-1
Lineage: Eukaryota; Fungi; Ascomycota; Sordariomycetes; Amphisphaeriales; Sporocadaceae
Exons: 1
Coding region: 1-1122 (373 amino acids)
Source: RefSeq, a predicted model, not a curated record
AUGGCAAUUGCUGCAGCUUCUACCUCAGCAGCAUCGGCAUAUGUAUCCUCGACAAGUCUGGACAAGGAAGGGGCGCUGAGGCUGCUGGAGACAUGUCCAAAUCCGGUGGCUCAAACUUUGAACCCUCCUGCAAAACUGGAAAAUCCAGAGCGAUUAUUGCGAGUAUUUCGAGACGACGUCUCGACGAUUCUCAGACCAGAGCCGGAGCAGUCAGAGAAACGCAGCAGCCAUAAACCGUUGAUUCUCCUCAACGACCGCUGGUUCCACUUGGUCGACGCCGCCGUAACAAUGGUGAGAAAUGGUCACGUGGACUAUGGGUUUGGCGUGAUACAAUUCUGUCUGGAUAGGGGUCGCAUAUUUCUCGAAAAUGCUCCACCGGCUGUGCGCAUGUGUCAGGUCCUGUUCCGGAUGAACCAGACGCAUCCGGAUCUCUGCCAGUCCAUGAUAAAAUAUCUGCAUCAGCUCGCUAAACUGCUCCUGCCUAAUGGGAAUCAGACGCGACGCACACUCGAACAAAUGUCUUCUCUGGAUAUAGGAGAUCUUUCGGCUGUGGAAGAGCUUCUCCUCCGGUUCUGCGGGGAUUACGCAGAAAACGAGAUACGUGCCGAGAGCGGCGAUUUGCAGUCCGCCGCCGAAAAAUUACGAAUAUGGGGGUGGUCCGGAGCAGAUACGUCGAGUCCAAUAGUGCGAAAAAUGGUAUCAAUGUUCGAACAGGAGGCGCCGCUUUGGUUCGUUGGUAUACCCAUUUACCCGCUACGCCCGGAACUUUCGCAUUUGUGGCAAGACCUAGAGUGCAUUUCAGUCGAAGAAUGGACAGAAUUAUUCGGCGCCGAAGAUCUCGGCAUGCUUAUACACACGAUUUGGCAGUUUGGUCCAGUUGUUGAGCAGGGCCACAGUCUUGAGGAAAUCGCUUCGAUGCAAUCGCUCCAUCUUUGCGAGGAGCUCAUGUUCCAGGUCGAUAACUCGAGAACGCUCAAGCAAAUAGAGUCGAAUAUCCGUACUUUGGAUCGCAUGUGCCCAGGCCUAACGUCUGCGCAAGCCAAGUUGUAUCGAAAGAAUACGUGGAAAUACACUCGUCAGAUUAUCGAGAACAGAGUCGAUAUCGCGAAAAGGAGCGUGUGA